AUGAAGUGCGUUCUUCAAAAUCGACCACCAGCUCAAUUCGAAAUAACUGACGCUGUUUAUGCUAUGCUUAAAGCGACUGCAGAAGCAAACAAUCUUGCUGCUAAAGCUGUCUCGAAAGAAUUUUAUAUUCGUGCAAUGGAACAGCAUUGUGGUGGUGAUCGUCCAUAUAUUCACCCAAAUCAAUUAGAACUAUUACAUAGUGAAGUACGACGUGAAUCAAUAGAAAAAUUUCGUGUUGCAAGAAAAAUGGGUGGUGAACAAUUAUCACAAUCGUAUCAACAAGAUUUAGAAAACGAAAUAGCAGAAUUAUUUUUAAAUUAUAAAAAACAUAAUGAUAGUAAAAAUGUAUUUGCCUUUAGUCGUACACCAACAACAUUUAUAUCGUGUAUGGUCAUAUGUUAUUUAAUUGCUGGUCUAUUAGAUGUUAUGUGGUUAGGUGGAUUAAAUUUUAUCUUUAUGUUUGCAUUUUGGGUGUGUUUUGUACUAUUAACUGUAUGGUUAUAUACAAAAUAUAGUGGAGAAUAUUCAGAAAUUGGAGAAUAUAUCGAUUAUUUUGCUGAUGUUGUAUGGAAUAAUGCCUUCCAGCCAGCUUAUUCACGUUGUAUACGGUCUGCAAUGCAAUCAGUUUUGGGUCACACAAAACCUGACUGA
This is a messenger RNA of Didymodactylos carnosus, 651 nucleotides long. The record is from the annotation of a GenBank genome assembly. NCBI's taxonomy places the organism in Eukaryota, Metazoa, Rotifera, Eurotatoria, Philodinida, Philodinidae.